AGUCGAGGCCUCCAUUUCCGGCAUACAGAUAAUAUUAACCACUGGUUAAAAGCCAUGGAGGAGACUGGAUUGCCAUCAAUCUUUUAUCCAGAAACCACAGAUAUAUACGACCGCAAAAAUAUGCCUCGGGCUGUUUACUGUGUUCAUGCUCUGAGCCUAUUUCUUUUCAAGUUGGGCCUUGCACCUCAAAUUCAAGACCUUUAUGGAAAGAUCAAGUUUACAGAGGAAGAGAUCAGUGCAAUGAGGAAGGAGUUGGAGAAAUAUGGUAUUCAGAUGCCAGCUUUCAGUAAAAUUGGAGGCAUCCUUGCCAAUGAAAUGACAGUUGAUGAUGCAGCUUUGCACGCUGCUAUCAUUGCUAUAAAUGAGGCUAUUGACCAGCAAGUUGCAGCAGAUACAUUUACAGCUCUUCAGAAUCCUUCAGCAAUGUUAGUGCAUUUGGAUGGGGCCAGCAAAGAUCAGUACCAAGAUACUUUAUUCCAGGCUAAAGCUGUCAAAACAGAAAAUGCCAGAAAUAAGAGUAUUGAUGCUGAUGGAUACGAAAAAGAUGUGUAUGAUGAGUUACUAACACAGGCUGAGAUCCAGGGAAACAUCAGUAAAGUUAACACAAAUCAAGCCUUGAAUAAAAUUGACUCUGCUCUACUGAGUGGGGAUAAAGCAGCCCUGUUGGCGGCCUUGCAGUCUUCUGUGUUAGCUUUGAAGAAUGUCAACCCUGAUAACAUUGACUUCUAUGCAAGCAAGCUUCAGCAACUGAGGGAGACAAAACUUCAGAGAGAAGAAGGACACAUUGCUCUAAGCAAAGAUGAAAUUCAAACAGCAGUUAAUGAAUCAAAUCUUGAAGCAGAUGUAGAAUAUCAGAAGACCCAGAUGGUUAUCGGCAUAAACAAAGCCCUGGCAGAAAAAGAUGCUGACCUACUAGUAAAAGUGUUGCAGAAUCCAGUGGUGAAGCUUCGAACAGUCCACUCAGAGGCUGCACAGCUAUAUCUUGAGGAGCUGUCUAACAUGAGGGAUGAAAAGGGAAGUGAUCUUGAACUGGAGGAAAUUGAUGCAGCUUUGCUAGUAAUUGCUGCAGUCUGGGCUAUUAACAAGGCAGUUGAUGCCGGAAACCCCCAGGUAACUUUCAGUGCUCUGAGUUCACCAGCAGCCCACAUUCUGGACCUGGAUGAGAACACCAUGGAGAAGUAUCAGGACAGCCUGGCAACUCAGAAGUCUAACAAAGCAGACCAAGCCAAUGAUUUGCUUACUCAUGCUGAAAUUGUGGCGUGUGUUAACAGUGUCAAUCUGCAGGUGCAUGAGGAGCAUGAGAAAAUUAUGGCCAUCACUCACAUCAAUGAGGCUAUUGACAGUGGAAAUGAGAAGGAAACACUACAAGCUCUUCAGCUCCCGGCAGCUAAGCUGAAGAACAUUAAUCCUGAACAGGCAUUCCACUACCAGGUGCUGCUGGCUAAACGGAAGGAUAAAAAGGCUGAGGAGAGUCAUGAUGAUUCAGCAAUGCUGUGGUUGGAAGAGAUUCAGUCUUGUGUGGACAAAGCUAACACUAACACACAAGAAGGACUGAAGGUGUCCCACGGUGUUGCUGCUGUUAACAAGGCCUUGAAGGCAGGGGACAAAACUGCUUUGCUGUCAGCACUUACUUCUUCAGACGCAAAUCUCCACUCUGUGACAGGAAAUUGCAUUGAUGGUUAUGAACAGGCUUUAGCAGCUGCAGUUGAGGAGUCUUCCAAACAGGGUGAGACAGGCAGUGGAUGGAUGAUGAACAGACUCAAGGAUGGCACAAAGUUCUUCUGUAAUGUGAACACUGGUGCUCAUGCCUGGACUAGAGGGGACUCAAUCAUCAAGGAUUACUCACUUCUGACCAAGGAUGAGAUACAGAAAGUCAUCUCUGAAGUGACAGCAAAACAUGACAGAGAAGUCAUGUUGAAAUCAAAUGAGGGCCUCAUCACCAAAAUUCAGGCCAAUGUUCGUGGUCACAUGGCACGGAAGUCCUACAAAGAGAGAAUAGACUUUAUGAAGCGACAGUUGCCAGCAAUUUUGAAGAUUCAGGCAUGGUGGCGAGGAUCAAAGCAGCGGGAAAAGUACCUGAAGAGACUCAACUAUCUCAAAGACAACACAGACUCUGUUAUCGUGAUCCAGAGCAACUUCAGAAUGUGGAAGGCAAGAAAAGCAUAUAAGGACAGACUUCAGUACUUUAAAGACCAUGAAGAUUCAAUCAUCAAAAUUCAAGCAUACUUCCGGUCAAAUCUAGCCAGGCAAGACUACAAAGCUUUAACAAUGGAUGAGAAUCCAUCACUUGCAGUGGUUAGAAAGUUUGUCCAUCUUCUUGAUGCCAGUGACAAUGACUAUGCAGAAGAACUAGAGCUUCAGAAACUACGACAGCAAGUUGUUGCAGAAAUACGCUCCAACCAACAGCUAGAACAGGACUUGGACCAGAUGGACAUCAAGAUUGGCUUACUUAUCAAGAACAGAAUUACUUUACAGAAACACUUGCUCACCAAAUUGUUUCAGACAGCUCUUGAGGAGGAAAUCAAUUCCAAGGUUGACAAGAUGACUGACAUUGUGACAGGAAACCCACUGGUUGUCAAAAUGAUUGUAGGAUUCAACAGAAACCAGCGUGGUCAGAAUGCCCUCAAGGAAUUGCUGAACCCACUUAUCACUAAAAUCAUUGAAGAUAAAAACCUUCGAAUUAACACAAACCCAGUGGAGGUUUACAAAGCCUGGGUGAAUCAGACAGAAUCCAGCACAGGGAAAACUAGUUCUCUGCCUUAUGAUGUCUCGACUGAACAAGCCUUGCAGCAUGAAGAGGUGAGAAUACAGAUUGAGGAAACCAUUAAACGUUUGCAAGGUGUCACAGAUCUCUUCCUGAACAAGAUCCUCACAUCUCUAGACAGCAUUCCCUAUGGCAUGAGGUACAUGGCUAAAGUUAUGCGGCAGUGCCUGAUCAAGAAAUUUCCAGAUGCUGAGGAGAAAGAGAUUUUGAAGAUUGUAGGCAACUUGCUGUACUACAGAUAUAUCAACUCGGCCAUAGUUGCCCCAGAUGCCUUUGACAUUAUCAACGUAGGGGCGGAGCAUGCAUUCACCAGUGAUCAGAGAAGAAACCUUGGUUCCAUAGCCAAAAUUCUCCAGUUUGCUGCCUCCAAUAAGGGUUUUGGUGGGGAGAGCUCUUACCUGGCAAGCAUGAAUGAUUAUAUUAGGAAUGCUCAUGAAAAGUUCAAAAAAUACUGCCUGGCAGCAUGUGAUGUGGAAGACCCAGAAGUUAGGUUCAACAUUGACCAGUACAGCGAUGUAACCAUGAUUGCAAAACCUGUUGUUUAUAUUUCUGUGGGGGAAAUUGUGGAUACCCAUCAGCUGUUGCUUCAGCAUCAAGACAUAAUUGCCCCAGAACACUCAGAUCCAUUGCAUGAACUGUUGGAAGAUCUUGGAGAUGCUCCUACCAUUGACGAGUUACUGGGCACAGAACUGACUGGAGAUGAAGCUGCCAAUGAAGCACUUAGACAGGAAAUGGCUAAGACUGAAAUUUCCCUCACAUUAUCUAGUAAAUUUGAGGUGCAGACAGACGAAAAGGCAGACUUGAAGUCUUUACUCAUCAGGACGAAACGGAUGAUUGUGGACGUGAUUGCCUGCCAGCCCGGAGAGAAUCUAGUUGUGGUCCUGGACACUCCAUGCAGCCAGCAACAAGAGGAAGUUCAUCAAGCCAUGGUGAAGAAGAGAGACCUCAUUGAUCGGAAACUUGCCCAGUCGCAGAAAGAAGGCAAAAAGUUGGUGCGGCAUGCAUCUAUUCUUGGGGACACCAGGUUGCCCAUUGAUGCGAUGAAGACGAAAUUGAAGGCCAAUCUUCAGACAUUGGAACUGGCAGGAAUGGUCAGCAGAAAGAAUAAGUACCAGGAUCUUCUGAACUCUAUAGUACAGGAUAUACGCAACCAGCGCAGGUACCGCAACAACCGCAAGCAGGAACUCAAGCGACUGCGCACAACCAUCAAGAGCUUGAGUGAGAAACGCACAUUCUAUGAAUCUCAAAUUGAUUACUACAACCAGUAUGUGAAAACAUGCCUUGACAAUCUGCAGAAUAAAACUAAGCAUAAAAAGAAGUCUGGUCUGUUUCGACGGGGUGGAAAUGAGAAGAAGGGAACUGUCACAUACACAGCUGCACGUCUGCAUGACAAAGGUGUCGUCUUAGAAAUUGAAGGACUGACUCAGAAUCAAUUUAAAAAUAUGGUGUUUGAGAUUAGCUCUACAGAUGAUCCUGGUGUGUUUGCUGUCAAUGCCAAGUUUAUGGGAGUGAACAUGGAGAAGGUGGAACUGGUGUUUCAGGACUUGCUGCAGCUUCAGUACGAAGGUGUUGCUGUCAUGAAAAUGUUCAACAAAGCCAAGAUCAAUGUCAACUUGCUCAUCUUCCUGAUCAACAGAAAAUUUUAUGGCAAGCAGAUCCUCAAGAAAUAA
Candidula unifasciata is the source of this 4434-nucleotide messenger RNA. The record is from the annotation of a GenBank genome assembly. NCBI's taxonomy places the organism in Eukaryota, Metazoa, Mollusca, Gastropoda, Stylommatophora, Geomitridae.